Molecule: messenger RNA, 471 nt
Organism: Colletotrichum costaricense
Lineage: Eukaryota; Fungi; Ascomycota; Sordariomycetes; Glomerellales; Glomerellaceae
Exons: 2
Coding region: 1-471 (156 amino acids)
Source: RefSeq, a predicted model, not a curated record
AUGAUAUAUGACCAUUGUUUGUUAGAUGGGCCCCUUUUGUCCCCUCUGCCAUACGGAAAAGCCGAGCUUCCCUUCCAUCUGCCCGGACCUGCCAUAGUGGUUCGCUCCUGGAAUCUCGUCAGUUUGAGCGUCUGUCGAAACGGGGGCGCUGGCCAGAGUGCCGUGGAGCAAAAGCGAGCCGGCGAUCGCCCGGCUUUUAUUCCUCUCGGUCUUGCCCCACAGUGGAGCAAGACCGGAGGCGUGGAGGAGGGUGAUGUGAAUGUGUGGCACGGCGCAAGUGCCGCUUUAGCGGCGUUCGGAUCACCCCCAUCGCCACUCUGGGACUGGAGCUACGGCACCAGCCUCUCGGCAGCUAGGCCAUGGUGGACGAUGACAUUGCUGAAGCUAGAAGGUCUCACGAGGGUGAUCAUGGGUGUUUCUAAAGGGGAGGUGGUAUCCUUCCAGUUCUUUGAUUCAUCAUCAGGAGGGUGA